GUACACACGUUUACCCGAUAGAGGGCAGUAUUCAGCUUCAUAUUUGAUUCACGACCUAACCAGGCGACGCAGAAAAAGAAGGCGAAAGCGUACGUCAGGGGGGAACAUCGACAGAACAAAAUGGAAGAGUAUGCUAGAGAGCCAUGUCCCUGGAGGAUUGUGGAUGAUUGCGGUGGAGCUUUCACCAUGGGAGCCAUUGGAGGAGGGAUAUUUCAGGCAGUGAAAGGUUUCAGAAAUGCACCUUCAGGGAUGAGCCACAGAAUGAGGGGUAGUUUAACUGCCAUUAAGACCAGAGCUCCACAACUAGGAGGUAGUUUUGCAGUGUGGGGUGGCCUCUUUUCCAUGAUUGACUGCGGUUUAGUAAAAGUGCGAGGCAAAGAGGAUCCAUGGAAUUCAAUAACAAGUGGGGCCAUGACGGGAGCAAUUCUUGCUGCAAGAAAUGGACCAGUAGCCAUGGUGGGCUCAGCAGCUAUGGGAGGUAUUUUGCUGGCCUUGAUAGAGGGUGCUGGAAUAAUGCUUACGAGGUUUGCCUCUUCACAGUUUCCAACUGGGCCCCAGUUUGCAGAGGAACCUGCCCCCGGUCCAAUUCCCUCCUCCCCCUUCGGAGACUACAGACAAUAUCAGUGAGAGGGGCCACGCUCCUCUCCUUAUCCACUAGAUCUUUUUUAAUUCCUUGCUGAAGUUCAAAAGAAGAGAUGGAGAUGCAGAAUGCCAUCCUGUUUUGUGUUAAAUACCCACUGUUAAAAACUGUCAUGAGGAAUGAAGAACAGAACUCAACUUUAUUCUUCGUUUAUGAGACAUGUACAGAUCUGCCUUUUGCCGUUCUCAGCCUUUUCACAUGCAUCUGCGUCGCCCAGAACAGCAUUGGGGUUCAAGUUGUUUAUUUGUGGGGACGAGAUGAUUUGCUGUUUCGUUGACAUGCACAUAUCCUACCAGAUGAGCUUUGGUGGUGUUGAAUCUCAGAAAAACAUGUCACACGUGGAACAUAAUGAUAUUUGUAAAUAUGGUUAAGGCUUUUGGCUUGUAUUGAGUUAUUACAGUCUUUUUUGCCUUUGAUGUUAAAUGCUUGAGUUGGCCGACAACACUCGGCUGGCCUUCAAAUUUUAUUCAGAGUUACAGAGAAACUUCUUUCACAAGCAGAUCCAUUCCUGAAAUAUUAGUUUGUUUGAAGAAAACUUAUUUAUUUUAGAUUGUAAAGACUUUUAUCAAAUAGUUCUGUUUUAUGAGAGGGAUUUUUACAUUCAACACUGUAUGAGAAAUACUGCUAAGGAUAAAGAAUGGCACCGGCAGUUCAUUUCAGUGGAGCAACUUAAGCAAGGGAUUGAUGCAUAAUGUAUUAAAUCUGUAUAACAGAUUGUACUAUGGUACAAUAAAGACAUAAAUUGCUUAAUGUUUGCUGAA
This is a messenger RNA of Girardinichthys multiradiatus, 1401 nucleotides long. RefSeq names its product translocase of inner mitochondrial membrane 17 homolog A (yeast) (gene timm17a). Gene Ontology annotation, cellular component: TIM23 mitochondrial import inner membrane translocase complex; mitochondrial inner membrane. The transcript has 6 exons. Gene Ontology annotation, molecular function: transmembrane protein transporter activity. Gene Ontology annotation, biological process: protein import into mitochondrial matrix. The record is from RefSeq and is a predicted model, not a curated record. Bases 121 to 627 code for a protein of 168 amino acids. Lineage: Eukaryota; Metazoa; Chordata; Actinopteri; Cyprinodontiformes; Goodeidae.